AUGCCACGACCAGGAGGCACGGGCAGGAAGACUCAUCACGGAAAUCGACAUGAGAACGGCAUCGCUGUUACCGGGAAAAAGCUCGCCAAGUCAAAGUCAAAUGGCCACCUGAAUGGCAAUCCUAAUAGUGCACAGUUGCCCGCGCCCUCUUCGCACGCCUCAGGCACUCCGUCAGGUCAACCUCAAGCAAUAACGCCUGCCAAGUAUCACGAACUAGGUGGGAUAACGUACUCAACCAAGAUGGAAUCCAACGGGCGGGCUCAAGCAAACGGAUAUGAACAAGUCAGCGCGACCAUGUCGAACGGACACUCGUUCCCACUCGCUUCGACGAACGGAGGAGUCAUGCCAGCAACUGUGUUUGGGGAUCAAACUUCAACAAACGUGGACAAGUCAGCCGGUGGCGCCUCGUCGUUGAAGAAGACAUCGUCGAACAGCUCGGUAAACCCGUUUUCUUUGGCCUCUGCGAUUCUCAAAUCAUGCCCGAUGUACGACACUAUCGCGAUCCUUAUCUUUCUCUUACAAUUGCCUCCCAUCGUCUUGACCCUUGUCCAGUUUUUGUUUGCAUCUUUGACCUUCAUGCCUCCUGCCGGUGUGUCCACGAACGUUUUGACCUCGAAUUUCGACAUUUUCCAGGGCCCGGCCGGAACUCCGUCACUUUCAACUAUGAUCGCCAUGGAUGGAUUCUGUCUCUUGGUUUGGGGUCUGUUUAUGUGGACGUGGGCGCAGAAUUUUGCCAUAGAUCUCGCUCAGGUCCAGGUUGCGAUCACGAUGGGAGGAGGCAGCUCGGGGAAAAAUGAAGGAGUCAAUGCUUUUUGCGUCAUGAUGGUUUUGAUCGUGCACGUCGUUCGGAGUAAAGGUGUUCAGGACUUUGUUAUCAGUUACCUUUUGUCGGCCAAACUUAUAACUACGGAUACGCUCGCUCAAUAUUCCCACCUGGUUCCUCAAGAAUGGCGACGGAAAGAGCCUCCAUCCCCCCCAAGCUGGUUGCGAAGUCUACUUGCUGUUCAUAUCCUUGCACAAGCAGGCACUGCUAUGGCAAGGCGCUCGAUGGCCAAAAACCGCUCUUCCACACCGUCAAAAUCCGGAAGACGAACUGACACGGAAGCAUCUGCCGGUUCCCCAACUCACGUCGAUUCAUCUGCGUUCGAAUCUGCUACGAAUGGUGCGUCUCUUUUAACCCCUGAUGGUGCUGUCAUAGGACCAUCACUACUAAAGGAAAACCGAGAACGACUUUCCAGCGCAAAGAGAAGACGAAGACAAGCGAAUCAAGUGAGAAGUAGACAACCGUUUUGGGCUGCUUUGGCCAGUACCAAAGUCACCGUUAUGCGAGAGUAUGAUCAUUCGCGAAAUGGAACAUGGUCCACUCCUCACCACCCGGUCACUGAGGACGAUGUCGAAGGGCUUCCUUUGAACGAUGGUUUUAUAUGGAUUACACAGGUAGAUAAUUCCUCGAUUAUGUUCGCGGCAAGCGAUUUUGCUCAAGUAGAUGAUGCUAUAUACGAGAAUAGCGAUCAGGAUGUUCGAGGGCAACCUUUUUAUAUCAGAGUUAACGGUGCUCACUGGGCUCCUGUUACUCUUUCUAGAGUACGUAAGAACCCAGACGAACCCUCGCUUGUCUGCUGGAGAGGUGAAAUUUCCGGGCUGGCGCCAGAUUGUGCGUACACUUGCAGCUUCAUCCGCAACGAUACGAAUGAAACUAUCUGUGUCAUGAGUGUGAAAACUCCGCCCACCCCCGACACAGACCAAGCACUCUCGGCCAUUAAUGUGUCACCGUCGCCACGGCAAUCUCUCCGGCCCUCUUCUCCCACCACUACCAUCAAAAAUUCCAUUGCGAAUGCCGAGGCAAAGUUGAAUGAACGUCGUGCACGGCUCAAGCGGUCAAAAAAUGAUCACAAGCUACUUAUUUCCAAGUUGAAGAAAGAGGUUGAUAACUUCAAUACACGUCUCAGCGGUGGUUCCGAUAAAAAUCGGCAGAGGCAAAGAUUGCUACAACUUGAGCGCACAAUUAAGCAGACCGAAGAAGCUACUAUCGCCAUUGAUGUUCAGUUACGGAAUCUAAAAGCUACCCCGGAAGAGGAACUAGAAGAGUGGAAUUCUCGAAAAUGUGCCUUUGAUCAAGAGAUGGAUCGGGUGAAAUCACUCAAGGAGGAAGUGGACGCCGCAAGGAGGACGGCAAACCGUAGUGUAGCUUCAGCGAAAUCAGAACUGGCCUCGGCCAUCCAGAAGCGGGAGCGACUCCAAGGGCGUCAACAGCGACUAACCGAACAGCAUGAACGCAUUACAAGUGCUAAUAACCAGGGUCUCAAUGAACUUGAACGGAGAGCGGCGGAGCAGCUUGCUAAGGAACGCGAACGUGCUAGUAUCGAAGAAAGCUUCAACGAUCAAUUAACAAGCAUUACUCGCUCGAUUCAGGAUUAUCAGAUUCGGACGGGGCACCUCUGGCAGCAAGCUACGGCCGUAGAGCAGGCCUACCAGCAGCAGCAACAACAACAAAUGCUGAUGAGUGCAGGGCCCCUCACUCCGGAAGGCAAUCUACCAGGAACCAAUCCACCGCCUCAUGAAGCUGGCACAUCUACGAUGUCUCCAAUGCCUUUGACUACGAAAUCCUUUUCGGGCUCAAUCUACGCCAACUUUGGUGUCAACGAAUCCGGGGGAUUUACCGACCGCCAAACUUCAAUGUCGCCCGUUGUAGCUACUUCCCAUUUGAUGAGUGUGGAGCAGCAACAACCAUACCCUUCCUCUCCAUUGGCUACCGCUGACCCUUUCUUUGGACCCGAACUAAUCACGCACCGCCAUCGAUCACUCUCCAAUUUCUCUGGUGCUAGCUUGCCAGCAGAGCAGCUCCCAACACGACUACGAGAUUCGCCUGAUUCUACGUGCGAGACUAACCCAAAACGUGCAACACAUUUUGGGCCAAGUGCUCGCCGGUUUACCAGAGCUGGUAGCCAAGGCAGCGCUAGCGGUAGUGGUAGCGGCACUGGCAGUGGGAGCGGAAGCCCUCAUUCUAGUCGAGAGAAACCGAGUUGGUGCUAA
Blastomyces dermatitidis ER-3 is the source of this 3033-nucleotide messenger RNA. RefSeq names its product AcrB protein. The coding region runs from base 1 to 3033 and encodes 1010 amino acids. The transcript is spliced from 2 exons. The record is from RefSeq and is a predicted model, not a curated record. NCBI's taxonomy places the organism in Eukaryota, Fungi, Ascomycota, Eurotiomycetes, Onygenales, Ajellomycetaceae.